UAGAGCUACUAGCUUUACUACCCCAUCUGUUGGAAAAUCUAUCGUUGCUCACUGACUCAUAUUUUAUCCUGCCCACUUGAUUUUGAUAUGUGCAAAAAUUCUGGUCAUCUUGUCGUAACUUUAUCUUUUUUUUCUCACGACCUGUCAAAAGUAAAACUCAUGCUAAUUCUUGUUUAGAAGAAGCCCCGGCGCAUCAACAUGGCUGAAGAUUUCCCCAAGAACAGCAACAACCCUCGUUCUCCCAAGGACAUUCUGGUCCAGCUUUGGGGCCAAAAGACGGGAAGUGGCAUCGCGAACGUCCUUGAAGAUUUUUUUGACGCUAAAGACGUUGAUGCCAAUGCUGACUGUAGCACGUUCGAGUAUAUAGCCGAGCAGUAUUCCAAGGCCGCACCCGCAGACCGGAACAGCCGGGCCUCUCUGGGAGAUGUUUUAGUAAGUGUCUUUGAGGACGCGGCGGAUGCGCGCAACGCACUAACCGGUGGAGGACGGACUAAUCCAGGAGUUCUGCAUGUGUGCGUGAAGCGGGCGCAAGAAAGCCCGAAUCCUCUUGCUGCGGUGCGGGGCGAAGACCUCGUUUUUGUUUCGCAAAAAAUCAAAGAAUAUCCGCUGCAAAUAGGUCUGGCUCUAGAAGGUUGGAGCUUGUGAUGCUAGCUUUCCACAGUACCUCGGAAAUUUGUAUUGCAUAACCAACAAAAGUCGCAGCCUCUUUUGUGCAAGCAAACACGCAGUUUCUCCUGCGGAUUUCCCUUGAGAAAGCGCUCUGGAAAGUUGUCAUGCUAGGUUGCAUUCGUAACUGUUUCCAUCAUCCACAUUUUAGCAUCACAAGUUUCCAGACAUCCAGGGAUAUUUGCAUUUGAUAGAGAACACCUUCCGAAACUUCCGAUCUAUGAAGCGCGGACGCAUCCGCUUCGCGCCGGCUACUACCAGCUUCGAGCAAUAACCAACAACCCGGACGACAGAUUGAAAGUAGCUCCCAGUUCUAACAAAACCGUGCCUGAU
Amoebophrya sp. A120 is the source of this 999-nucleotide messenger RNA. Lineage: Eukaryota; Dinophyceae; Syndiniales; Amoebophryaceae. The record is from the annotation of a GenBank genome assembly.